AGUUUGUGAACUUGGGUGGUCGGUACCCGGUAGUUGUCCAAUUGUUGAAAACGAGAAAGUUCUCAGCUUUCCCUCUCGCCUCUCGAGUGUCAUGGGGAAAAACAAGAUUUCGCAGAGCGGUGGCGAUGCCGGUGACGGUGGUAUUACGAUAUUCAGAGGAAGAGAGCAAUUCCCGACAAAAACAAUAUAUGCGGUGGUCGCGAUGUUGAUGUGGCUGGGAGCGAUUCAUUUUAACGUGGCUUUAGUUCUCUUCUCUCUUGUCUUCCUUCCUCUUUCCAAAUCUCUCCUGGUAUUUGCAGUUCUUUUCUUCUUCAUGCUCAUUCCAAUUGACGAACUUAGUAAAUAUCGAAGGACAUUGUGCAGAUGUAUAUGUAUGCAUGCUUGCAGUUAUUUCCCGAUCACUCUCCAUGUGGAGGACAUAGAUGCCUUCAAUCCUAAUCGUGCUUAUGUAUUUGGCUAUGAGCCACAUUCAGUUUUGCCGAUUGGUGUCAUUGCGCUUUCGGACCUUACAGGUUUCAUGCCUCUACCAAAAAUGAAAGUCCUUGCGAGUAGUGCUGUGUUCUACAUACCAUUUUUGAGGCAUAUAUGGACAUGGAUGGGUCUUACUCGAGCAACAAGGAAAAAUUUUACUUCCUGCUUGGAUGCCGGCUAUAGCUGCAUCAUAGUGCCUGGCGGUGUGCAAGAGACAUUUCAUAUGGAGCCUGGUUCUGAGACUGCGUUCCUCAAGAGCAGAAGGGGAUUUGUUCGAAUAGCCAUGGAGAUGGGUACACCUCUGGUGCCAGUUUUCUGCUUUGGUCAGUCACAUGUUUACAAGUGGUGGAAGCCGGGUGGAAAACGCUUCUUCAAAUUAGCUAGAGCUAUUAGAUUCACCCCCAUUAUGUUUUGGGGAAUUUUUGGAUCUCCUUUACCAUAUCGACAUCCAAUGCAAGUUGUGGUGGGCAGACCAAUUGAGGUGGAAAAAAAUCCCCAGCCAGCCAUGGAAGAGGUUGCUGAAGUACACGAUCAGUUUGUUAAAGCACUUGGAGAUCUCUUUGAAAGGCAUAAAGCAAGGGUUGGCUGUCGCGAUCUGCAUUUAGAAAUUCUUUGAUGAAAAUGUCUCUGUGCUUCCAUUUCAUUCUAUCUAUGUUUCGCAUGAUUAGUGUAGAAUAAUUUCACUGGUUGGAGUGAUAAGGAUAGCGCGUUCGAAUCCCCAUCCCCUGUUUCAAAAAAUAAUAAUAAUAAUUUCACUGGUUAGGGGAGUUGCAGCCAUAAAUGCUGUAACUUAGUUGUUUAUAAGAUUCAGCUGACUUACUCAAA
Tripterygium wilfordii is the source of this 1296-nucleotide messenger RNA. Its product is annotated as diacylglycerol O-acyltransferase 2D. The record is from RefSeq and is a predicted model, not a curated record. The transcript has 9 exons. Gene Ontology annotation, molecular function: diacylglycerol O-acyltransferase activity. Gene Ontology annotation, cellular component: endoplasmic reticulum membrane. Gene Ontology annotation, biological process: triglyceride biosynthetic process. Bases 92 to 1087 code for a protein of 331 amino acids. Lineage: Eukaryota; Viridiplantae; Streptophyta; Magnoliopsida; Celastrales; Celastraceae.